Maniola jurtina (meadow brown) is the source of this 1705-nucleotide messenger RNA. Its product is annotated as chromaffin granule amine transporter-like. Gene Ontology annotation, biological process: transmembrane transport; aminergic neurotransmitter loading into synaptic vesicle. Lineage: Eukaryota; Metazoa; Arthropoda; Insecta; Lepidoptera; Nymphalidae. Gene Ontology annotation, cellular component: terminal bouton; synaptic vesicle membrane. The record is from RefSeq and is a predicted model, not a curated record. Gene Ontology annotation, molecular function: serotonin:sodium:chloride symporter activity. The transcript has 11 exons. The coding region runs from base 14 to 1405 and encodes 463 amino acids.
GUAUCCAGCAAGGAUGCAGGAAUAUACGCAGACUACGGGAUUGGUUGCCUUUGCUUUGGUCUAUUUGACAUUUUUUCUGGACAAUGUUCUUCUGACUGUGCUAGUGCCCAUAAUUCCGGAUUGGGUGCAAGGAGAGUCGCUGGCACUUUGGACGGAGCACGGCGCACCGCUCGCCACGCUCCUCAAUACCACCGUGCAUCAGAUCACACACCAAGAUCCUGGGAGAGGCGUAGGCACAUCGCAAGCCAUAGUGGGUGCAGUGCUGGGUGCAAAAGCGGCUACUCAGCUCCUCGUCACUCCUGCUGCUGCCACGCUCACAGCUUGCCGCGGCCCAGCCACUGGACUGCGCCUAGCCACAGCCUUGCUGGCCACUGCUGCUCUUGUAUUUGGUUGCUGUGCGGGUCGGGGUGGCGCAGUAUGUGCAGGGGUUGGGCGCGCGUCGCAAGGAGCUGGGGCGGCUCUGGGAGGCGUUGCAGGACUUGCUCUGGUAGCUCGAGCUCUUCCACCGCACCGCCGGCAUCGAGCGCUCGCUGCGCUGCUUGGGGCUGUUGCACUUGGAGUGUUGGUCGGAUACCCAUUUGGUGGUGCAGCAUAUAAGCUUUGGAGUCCAGCCGCACCGUUUCAACUUAUAGCGACAGCGCUUUUGAUCAACCUCGGAAUGCAGUACAUCUUCCUGAAUAAAGAAGAAUACAAUACGGGUUCAAAUGAAGCGAGCAGUGCUGGUGCUGGAGCAAGGGUUAUGUGGGGAGAAGCGCGUCGAGGUGCGACGGGGGCUUGCGCUGGGGCUGUGCUGCUGACUACGUGUGUUAUGGCGGCGCUUGAACCAUGCUUACCACUCUGGAUCAUGCACAAAUUCCAUCCCGAGCGAUGGGCCCUAGGCGCAGUGUUCCUGCCGGACAGUGCGGGUUACCUGGUGGCUGCGAGCGGGCUGGGUUCCCCUGCACAGCGACUGGGACCCGAGCGUGUCGCCAUAGCCGCCGUGCUGUGUGUUGGUUGUGCGGCGUUAGCUGUACCACAUGCUCCUUCGGUGGGCUGGCUGGCGUUUCCACAAGCAGUACUAGGCGGAGGUUUAGGCGCGGCGGAUGCAGCGCUGGUGCCCGCCUUGCUGGCGAAGAGGUCGCGCGCCCUUCCGCACCGCGCUGCUUUGCUCCAAGCCGCUUCCAGUGCCGCGUAUGCGAUCGGUCCAGUGAUGGGAGGUGUGGUGUCGUGGUGUGCGGGAUUCGAGACCGCGCUGAGAUUCCUAGGCGUCGCCAACAUACUGUAUGCCGCGUACCUCUACAGCGUACUUUCUGAAUAUCCGCUUUCCGAAAAGUGGGGAGCAAGUGCAACGCCUGAAGACGAAAGUGACGUAGAAUCCGAUGAGCUAACACCAUUGGGGAUCACUGCACAUACGCUGACCAAAUAAAGCCCUAUGUACACCAAACUCUGUACUCGAUCCAAUAAUACAAACUGAAUUAGGCUUUUAGAACUGAACAGCAGACAACUUUGAUGGGAACUUGCUUAGUGCUAAGUUAUAUGUUGCUCAAUGAAAAGGUAGUCUACAUUAUUUGCUCUCAAUGAUUAUGUAAGCUCAUGUUACAGAGGUUUGAAUAUUACAAUCAUAAUAUAUUGUUUAAGUAUGCACAUUGACAUACCUACUUAGUUACACUUAAGUACCAAUUUACUACACAUGAUACAAAAUCAUUUUUCUGUAAGUACGAGUAUA